This is a messenger RNA of Stylophora pistillata, 2266 nucleotides long. RefSeq lists its product as uncharacterized. NCBI's taxonomy places the organism in Eukaryota, Metazoa, Cnidaria, Anthozoa, Scleractinia, Pocilloporidae. The record is from RefSeq and is a predicted model, not a curated record.
AGCGCCAAAACGUCUACGUGUUAAAGCACUUUGUACAUAGGAAACAUUGCAACUCGCUGUUCUUCGUUAAAAAAAAAAAUACGGCAAGAGAGAAGAUUGUUUCGAGCUCUAAUCGAUCACUAUGAAAGCAACAGCUAUUAUCUCGGUUUUCUUGAUAACUCAGUUAAGCGGCAAUUAUCAAAUAUCAGCAGUACAUUUCAAGAUUCGGAGAACGGUACAAAACCUCGCAGAUUCCUUCGAGAUUCUUUCGUCUUUGUGCCCACAUAACAACGAUUAUGAAUGCGGGCACUUUAGCGCGGAUGCUAUGUCAGUUACUCACAACGGCUGCAAUUGUUCCUGUCUUACGAAGGAGGCCACAUUCAAGCUGAUUGAAACGCAGUGGUCAUGCCAUGAGAACAAAGAUGUUAGGUUGAAUCUACAAUUUCAACAACAAAGCAGACCCAGUGAAAAAGCUUGUACACCAAGAAUGAUAACAAUGUUCACCGACGAGUUAACAAAUUCCAGUUUGCGCGUAUUGAAUGUCGGUGACGAGAAGGAAAUUUCUUUACUUAACAACUGGGAUGGAUGCACGGUGUACAGGGAAUACACUUGGUAUUCCGAGUGUGAUGAUUCACGACUUACUUCAGCGCGGAAACUUGAUGUGAUGGAGAAUAUUUUCAAAUUGGAAAGAGGACAACAAAAUUAUAUUUUAAAGGUUAAAAAAAAUGUAUCUGGCACACACUUACUGAGGGGACUGAUUAUCAACCUGGGCAUUCAUUGCACAAAUGCAACAAAAACCCGAAGGGGCUGCUUGUUGUUUAAGAUGGAAGGAACUAUCAACUGCGACGAUGCUAAAUCUUCCAAACCGCCACUACCGAAAGUCCCUUCCACAUCAUCGGAUAUAACUACACCGACGCAGAUAACGACCACAAUUGCAAAAACAGAUGGACACACAGAAACUGCGACCGUUCAGCCAAGCACGCCAUUUGAAACCUCGCCAUCUCCUACACGACAGGAGGUCGCACUUAAUAGCACUUCUUCGAGCUCCCACCCAGAUGACACAGGACAAAGCACAGGGCACAACAGUCAACAAAAUGCUGUUUGGAUCAUCAUAAGUGUCUCAGUAUCUUGAAUGCUCCUUGUCGUUAUCAUAGCAUUCGUCGUAUGCCGACGAAGCAUAAGUUCCAAAAAGAUAAGCCACAUGGCAACUGUUGAAAGAAGGGAAUUACAGGCCCCACAAGUGAUCCAUUCGAAUACAAGCACAGAAUUUCCGGAAGAAGAACCAAACGGUUACUCUUCUCUCACUUUUAGGGAGCCUUCCAUUUAUACUUCGACAUAUCAAGUACCUGUGAACCGGAGAACCUCUUUCAACGAGAUAAACAAUCCCCUGGGGGAAACCUUUGAAGAUGAGCACAUGCACGAUCCAUUCCCCGUCCUUCAGAGACACAACUUUCAAAGCUUUAAAUCUAACUCCCAGAUUCUAGCGCCUGUGAAGAAGGAGACAGAAACCUGGAACAGAACUUUGGGACAAACCUUUCAAGAUGAACACUUGCAUGAUCCACUAAACGUCCGCCAGAGACACAACUUUCAAAGCUUUAAACUUAACCCCCAGAUUCUAGCGUCUGCGAAGAAGCAGACAGAACCUUGGAACAGAACUUUGGGACAAACCUUUCAAGAUGAAUACAUGCACGAUCCACUAAACGUCCCCCAAAGACACAACUUUCAAAGCUUUAAACAUAACCCCCAGAUUCCAGAAUCUUUGAGGAAGCAUGCUAAAAACGAGACAAUAAAGUUCCUUCAAGAGCAUGGACCGCUCAGUAUCGAACAACUUGUGUACAAUAUCGUGGAGGAAAUAUUGAUCGGAGGCCAGGAGAUGACGGACGCAGACGAGGACCAAGAUGAAAACGAUCCGGUAUACCAAGUUAUAGAGGAGUAUUAUGGUGAGCCGCCACAGGACACCACUCAACAUGAUAAUGCAAUGAAUGCGAACCGGGAUCCAGUUUACCAAACUUUGGAGGAGGGUGAUAGUUCUACGGAAAGCCAAAAGAAUCCCGACAUUUCUGAUUGCGGCUAAUGUGAUUGAAACGUCAAAGUUGAAAAAAAAAAGAUACCUUUUCGAGAUCUCGAGAAUGAGUUACAUUGAAGAUUUUUAAGCACAAAAGACGCCCUAUAAAAAUAUGAACAGCGAUAUAUAGCUUUAUAGAAUUUAUUUUGCUUUUUAGAGAAUUGAUAAGUUGACUAAUAGCUCAAGCGGUGUAACUAACUUAAUAAAAUUAUUUUCAUGUUU